AUGGCUUCUUCUUCUUCUUCUUUUUCUCUUUCUUCGCCAAUCUCUCCUCAACAAAAGUAUGAGAUUCAAGAAAAAUAUGAUGUGUUUCUCAGUUUCAGAGGUAAAGACACCCGCUAUAAAUUUGUUAGCCAUCUUUAUGCUGCUUUAUUUGCAAAGUAUAUCUCAACUUUCAAGGAUGAUCAUGAACUUCAGGUCGAUGAUGAAAUUUCCCCCACACUUAACCAAGCUGUCCAGAAUUCCAAAAUUGGGGUUAUCAUUUUCUCGAAAGAUUAUGCUUCAUCUACGUGGUGUUUGAAUGAACUGGUGGAAAUUCUUGAAUGCAAGAAAAGGAAUAAGAUGAGUGUUGUCAUUCCAAUCUUUUAUGAGAUAGAUCCAUCGGAUGUACAAAAACAGAAGGGGAGCUAUGAAGUUGCAUUUGCUAAACUUGGAGAACGUUUCAAAGAUAGAAUGGAGAAGGUGCAUCAAUGGAAGGCUGCAUUGACAGAAGCGUCUAAUCUAAUUGGAUUGAAUUCGACGAAAUCCAGGUAA
Messenger RNA from Ziziphus jujuba (common jujube), 528 nucleotides. Its product is annotated as TMV resistance protein N-like. The record is from RefSeq and is a predicted model, not a curated record. Lineage: Eukaryota; Viridiplantae; Streptophyta; Magnoliopsida; Rosales; Rhamnaceae. The coding region runs from base 1 to 528 and encodes 175 amino acids. The transcript has a single exon. Gene Ontology annotation, biological process: signal transduction.